ACUACUGCCACUGCAAACAGUGUACGCAUUGACUCGAUCAAUCAACGGGGAGGGAACACAACACGGCGGCCAUCGAUGGCCGGCGUUUUGCAGAUCACAUCGUCGACGACCACCACGAGGUACAAUAUUGUCGGCCUCAUCUUCUUCUUCUCCGUCUUCUGCGACGAUCUCUACUCGCCGGCUCCAGUCGCCUUGGCCUUGACCUUCAACCACACCAACUUCGGCCCGGACGAGCAGACGAACAUCAGGCUGGAAGGCGACGCCGCCUUCAGCGCCGACUUCUCCUUCAGCGGCGACGGCGGCGGGUGGGUCGACAUCAGCGCCAACAGGCACGGCAGCAUCGAAGACAGCCGUGGCAGGGUGUCGUACGCCCUUCCGGUCCCUCUCUGGGACGCCGCCACCGGCGAGGUUGCCAGCUUCACCACCGGCUUCUCCUUCGUCAUCAACCCGCCCAAACAGGACGGCGGCAUCGACAACAAGGGCGCCGGCAUGGCCUUCUUCCUCGCCGGCUUCCCGUCGAGGCUCCCCGGCUCCUACCCCUACAACCUCGGCCUCACCAACCAGACCGCCGACCAGGUGGCCGCCGGCGACGACCGGUUCGUCGCCGUGGAGUUCGACACCUUCAACGACACCAUCGUGCACGACCCCGACGCCACCUACGACCACCUCGGCGUCGACGUCAACUCCGUCGUGUCCAAGACGACCUUGACCUUGCCCAGCUUCACCCUCGUCGGGAACAUGACCGCCGUCGUCGAGUACGACAACGUCUCCAGCAUCCUGGCCAUGAGGCUGCACCUCGGCUAUGGGCUUAGUGGCCCCCGUCACCGGCCGGAUUACAACCUUAGCUACAAGGUUGACCUCAAGAGCGUGUUGCCGGAGCAGGUCGCCGUCGGCUUCUCCGCCGCGACGUCCACAUCCGUCGAGCUGCAUCAGCUGCGUUCAUGGUACUUCAGCUCGUCGCUGGAACCCAAGGCCGCACCGCCACCGGUGGCGCCGCCGUCACCGUCACCACCGCCUACCUCCGGUUCAGGAAGUGGCGGGGUUGUAGCGGGAGCCACCGUCGGCGCAGCACUGUUCGUCGUGCUCCUCUUGGCCAUGGUAGCAGUCGUCGUACUCGUACGACGACGACAUCAGAGGAAGAAGAUGAGGGAGGCGGAGGAGGCGAACGACGACGACGAUGACACGGAAGGCGAUCCCAUCAUGGAGAUCGAGAACGGGACGGGGCCGAGGCGGUUCGCGUACCAUGUGCUCGUCAACGCAACCAAGAGCUUCGCGGCGGAGGAGAAGCUUGGCCAGGGCGGAUUCGGCGCAGUGUACCGGGGCUAUCUAAGAGAGCAGGGCCUCGCCGUCGCCAUUAAGAGGUUCAUCAAAGAUUCCUCCAACCAAGGGAGGAGGGAGUACAAGUCAGAGAUCAAGGUCAUAAGCCGUCUGCGCCACCGCAAUCUCGUGCAGCUCAUCGGCUGGUGCCAUGGCCACGACGAGCUCCUUCUUGUUUACGAGCUCGUCCCCAACCGUAGCCUCGACAUCCAUCUCCACGGCAAUGGCACCUUCCUCACAUGGCCAAUGAGGGUCAAGAUUAUUCUUGGGCUCGGAUCAGCCCUAUUCUACCUUCAUGAGGAGUGGGAGCAAUGUGUCGUACACCGUGACAUCAAGCCAAGCAAUGUCAUGUUGGAUGAGUCCUUCAAUGCCAAACUAGGUGACUUCGGACUUGCAAGGUUCAUUGAUCACAUCGUGGGGAUGCAGACAAUGACUGCAGUCUCUGGGACACCGGGCUAUGUUGAUCCUGAAUGCGUGAUCACCGGCAGAGCAAGCGCAGAAUCCGACGUUUAUAGCUUCGGCAUUGUCCUACUGGAGGUGGCGUGCGGGAGGAGGCCGAUGAGCUUACUAGACAGCCAGAAGAAUGGUAUCUUCCGGUUGGUCGAGUGGGCUUGGGAUUUGUACGGCAAGGGAGACAUUCUCAUGGCCGCUGAUGAGCGGCUCAACGGCGACUACGACGCGGCGGAGAUGGAGCGUGUCAUUGUCAUCGGGCUCUGGUGCGCACACCCUGAUCCGAACGCGCGUCCGUCUAUCAGAAAUGCCAUGGCUAUGCUCCAAUCCGGUGGGCAACUGCCAGUGUUGCCGGCUAAGAUGCCCGUGCCGAUGUACAUUCCUCCAGUGGUCUCUGUAGAUGAGCUCUUCACGUCGCCUGCAGGGAUGUCAUCCUCAAGUGCGACGCAGUCAUCAACAACAACGGUGAGUGGCUACGCAACCCACAUCUCGACUUCUUCUGACACAUCCACUUCAGCUGGUUCGAAGGACUCGUCUUCGUUGCUCAAACAUCAGUUCUAGUAAUGUUCAGUUCAUUUGAGUUGUUCUUGAUUUUACAGUAGUUGAUGCUUGGAUGGGAUGUUCAGCUCGUCAGCGCCCGUUGAUUUGAUCUUUAGACUUUUGCUUAAUUGCCGGUGUGAGUAAUCUGGUAUUUACGCCAUGCUUUGAACUUUUACAGUCAUUUUAAGUUUGUCUACAAAUAUGUAUGUAUAAAUGUAUAAUGCCACAUUUCUAUUCAUUCAGAUUGCCGAUAUACCUAACAGCUCGUUCUUUC
Messenger RNA from Oryza sativa Japonica Group (Japanese rice), 2581 nucleotides. Its product is annotated as L-type lectin-domain containing receptor kinase IX.1. Lineage: Eukaryota; Viridiplantae; Streptophyta; Magnoliopsida; Poales; Poaceae. Gene Ontology annotation, biological process: protein phosphorylation. Gene Ontology annotation, molecular function: protein kinase activity; carbohydrate binding; ATP binding. The record is from RefSeq and is a predicted model, not a curated record. Gene Ontology annotation, cellular component: plasma membrane.